Sebastes umbrosus (honeycomb rockfish) is the source of this 1269-nucleotide messenger RNA. RefSeq names its product high mobility group box 1b (gene hmgb1b). The record is from RefSeq and is a predicted model, not a curated record. Gene Ontology annotation, molecular function: DNA binding, bending. Gene Ontology annotation, biological process: regulation of transcription by RNA polymerase II. Gene Ontology annotation, cellular component: nucleus. Bases 230 to 826 code for a protein of 198 amino acids. The transcript has 5 exons. NCBI's taxonomy places the organism in Eukaryota, Metazoa, Chordata, Actinopteri, Perciformes, Sebastidae.
GCAGGACUGAGACACCCACUGUCCAAUAAGAUCCUCCAAGGAGUUUAACGGCAGCCAAUGUCCGCCAGCCGGAGCUCGACACAGGACAGACGCAGAGGCAUCCUCCUCCUCACAGCCGAACAAGCAGCACCACGCACUGACGGUGCUUCUCCUCCCACCGAUCCAUUGUUAGAGACGUACAACCGACGUAGAGCUGGCUUCAUACAGCAAUUCAGCUGGGCGGUCCAAGAUGGCCAAGGACCCUCGAAAGCCCAAGGGUAAAAUGUCCUCAUACGCCUACUUUGUGCAAACAUGCCGUGAGGAACACAAGAAGAAACACCCCGAAGCCUCUGUCAACUUUGCAGAGUUCUCCAAGAAAUGCUCUGAGCGGUGGAAGACGAUGUCACAGAAGGAGAAAGGCAAGUUUGAAGAUAUGGCCAAACAAGACAAGGUGCGUUACGAGAGGGACAUGGAGAAUUACGAUCCCCCCAAGGGCCAGAAGAGGAAGCGAUUCAAGGACCCCAAUGCCCCCAAGAGACCACCGUCUGCAUUCUUCCUGUUCUGUGCAGACUUUCGCCCCAAGGUGAAAAGUGAUUACCCUGGACUCACCAUUGGGGACACUGCAAAGAAGUUGGGAGAGAUGUGGAACAGCUCAUCUGCAGAGAACAAGCAGCCGUAUGAGAGGAAGGCUGCCAAGUUGAAGGAGAAGUAUGACAAGGACAUCGUUGCUUACCGCACGAAGGGCACAGUGGAAGUAGCAGCCGCUGCUCCAGCAGUAGAGGAGGACGAGGAAGACGAAGAAGAGGAGGAGGAUGAUGAUGACGACGACGACGAGGACGAUGAGUAAAUUGCUUACGGAUGGGACCUGAAGUUUUGUUUAUGCCAUAUAACCCUGAUAUACUCAAUUCACCAUCUUGAAACAUAAGUCAGAUUGAACAAGAACAUGUGUAUAUUUAAUGUUUUUAAGAUGUACAGUGUUAUUCUCCUUUUUUUGUAAAGUUAACACUACAUAUCUUAAGUUUGAGAUUUUCUAGUGGUAGUUCUUUAUCCCCUGCCAUAUUAUGUAACAAGUUAGGCGGGGAAAAAAAAAUCAGUAUGAAAGUAACUAGUCUUUAGGUGUUACGACUCAAAAAUGAAAUUUCUGAGUUGGUAGUGUAUUUUUCUUUAUUUUGAAAAAUAUUUUUUUAUGUGAUGUCCCAAUGUCUUUUUAUUGUUCUUUGAAUACCACUCUAAUAUCAAAUCCAGCUGACAUUCAAGAAUGUCUUCAAUAAAGGUCGUUUUUUUUAAGAA